Messenger RNA from Ooceraea biroi (clonal raider ant), 5585 nucleotides. RefSeq lists its product as uncharacterized. Gene Ontology annotation, biological process: proteolysis; protein desumoylation. Lineage: Eukaryota; Metazoa; Arthropoda; Insecta; Hymenoptera; Formicidae. Gene Ontology annotation, cellular component: cytoplasm; nucleus. Gene Ontology annotation, molecular function: SUMO-specific endopeptidase activity. The record is from RefSeq and is a predicted model, not a curated record.
UCUCUCGUGCAACGUUCUGUCCGUCUAUUCGUUGUCAGUCACAAUUUGGCUGUUGCUGGAUGUCGCAUCGCGAUUUGUUCACACGAGCGGAUACGUAAAAUGGCGAAGUGUGAUUGUUAUUUACUCGCGGCGAUCACAGCGAAGUAAAACACGAAGGAAAAAGUGAAUCAAGGCGCACGGCAAAUUCGCUCAUGCGACUCUGACUACACGUGUUAGUGAAUCAACGUGUACGUCGUUAUACCACACACAAAUCCUUCUACAGACAUGAUAUUGAUGAGUUGGUCCAACUCAUUAUAUUAGCAGCAAUCGGUCAUUAUUAAUUGAGAAAGGAUCAUAUUUGCGAGCAAUUAAGUCUUAAGUAAUAUGGCACAAUAUUUUAACGUUGUGACCAAUGCCAGUGGUACUUUGACAUUUGAAGAACUACCAAGAGUUUGUACUGUAGAUGGACAACAAGUUCAGUUAGUUGUUGAGGAUGUUAAUAACGGCGGUAAUGGUUCGCAACAGUUUGUGACUUGUACUGCUACACCUCAAAACAGGCAGGCAAUAUUUACCCCGCAAACUAUAAAUUUAGGCAAUCAAAUAACUGCAACGCGAUUGGAACAAGGGCAAAAUGUUUUUAUAAUCAAAACGAAUGAUUUAGCCCAGGAAAUAAUAAAAUCUAAUACCGUGAAUGUUAUUAAUGAAAAUAUCGUGGGCUUUGUAGAUAGCACUGAGUGUAAAAAUGAUGGACAACAAAUACAAUGGAUAAAAAUGCAAAAUGCUAGUACUAUUGCAGCGACGAAACAAAAUACGUUGUUACAAGAAAAUAACCAGACUGCCAUCUUAACUAAAAAUCAUAUACAAAAUAACAUUACAUCAUCGCCACCUGUCUAUGUAAAUUCAGGCUCGGUCAAUACCGGGCAAACAGAGAAGAAUCUACCGAAAUUUUGUCCGAAUCAAAAUCAACAAUUAAACAGUGUACAAGUGGGUGUAGCGUCUCAAAGCCCAGAUGGAAUAAACGUACUAACUACGAUGGAGAAUCGGAUACAAAACUCCACUCCGAAAUCUGCGGCGUCUGUCUGCGGCAAAACUAUCCGUCCAAAGCUGGGACAGAAUUUGACUGUCGUAAGACCGGUCCGUAUUCCUAAUAGCCCGAGUGUGCCGUACGUACGGCCUGUAGCCGUAGUUACUCCUGAAAUGUCUAAAACACCGAGGAUGCGAGAUAUAGAGCACUUGCACGAACAGAUCAAGCAAGCGAAAAUCAAGCAAAUGCAAUCGCAAAGACAGUCGCACGUGGAGAAACAAAGGCUUUCACAAAAUAACGCACAACGACAACAACAUUCUAAUGCAUCGCAGCAGCCCAUUCAAACCCCACCGAAUAAUCCGGCACGUCGCCCAUUAACCUCGAACUCGGUGCAACAAAGAACGCAACAAGUUGCGCGCUCUACGCAGGGCUCACAAGUUAUGCGCGUUAAUACUAAUGCAGACGUUAAUCCUCCGGAUUGCGUACAAGAGAAAGGACAUGUAACACGACAGUCUUCCUCGCCACGAUCAGAACACGAGACCAACAGCUCGAGUGAGAGCGUCGCUUAUCUCCAAAAAACUAUUAAUGACCCAACAAGCGCCAUAGUUCAGGAUCAAAUUAAAGCAAAUACAGCGAAGAUGUUAGUAAUGUUAGCUAGCGGUGAACAGAGAUUGAUUACCUUUGAUCUACCGACCGAUGAUUGCACUGUACACGAUCUAUUAGAACAGUUGAGCAUUUCGUCUGGUUGUGAAACAGUAGUCUCCUUGGUGGAUGAUCCUACACUAGGUAUAAACUACAUAGUGGAGACAAAUGCUGUUGCAUUUGGGACACCCCACGAUAGCAGUGAUCAUAGUGAUUGUAAUUCUUCUCAGGAAACUGUAAGCUCUACUACAGCCAAUGAAAAUUUAUCCCAAAGCACUAAUGCAUCAGAUGAAAACAGUAAUACUGCUUUAACGACUAAUGAGGCGCCUAUUUUGGUCAAGGGAAUGCUUGCUCUCUGUCCACACUGCGGCUACAGUUCACUUCACUUCAACCGAUGUGAACGAUGUAAUACAAAAUUAACUGAGGAAGUCAAGUCGAUACCCAUAGAAGAAAAGAAGGCGACUGGGAUGUCUGUCGAUAUGUUCUAUAAGAAAAACAACGAGCGAAAAUUGGAGAAAGCAGAGCGAGACGGUCCCACGAGCAAGCGACCCAAAGGAAAGGGUAAAGGCGCAGCUUCAAAACCAAAGCUUAUUCAUAAAGAGCCAGAAUGUUUGACGAUAUCGUCCGACGAGGAAGAAGAGGGCAGGGCUAAAAAAAUAGGAAAUAUAAAUAGUGAUGCAGCCGUAGGCAAUGCGAAUAACACUUUUGACGAGGAAGUGGAUACAAUUUUGGAUAAAGAACCAAUAAUUACAAACAGCACGGUUUCUAGUUCAUAUGAUGAAAAUAGUAUAAGUGACAAUGAAAGCUUGUUAGAAAAUGGGGAAUUACCGGAGACUGCUCUACAAUGUCGAACAGUCAGAAUAGGAUCUUAUAAGUAUAUUCCUCGAGAGAAAAUAGUAAUUACUCACAAUGGCAUAAGAUUUAGCGUACCUUUGUUAGAAGACGAUACAAGUUUUGUUACGUUGGAUGUAAAAUAUCGAGAUAUAAUUAAGUUAUUGAUUCAUUUCGGGAAAUCCAUGCCGGUGCUGUUCUUUUACACGACCACGACUACAGGAGCCAUGAUACGUGAAUUGUUAGGGAUGCAAGAUCCAAAGGGACCGUAUUACGAUCCUGCUGGGAAAGAUCACACGCAUAAGCGUAUCACGUUAUUACCAGACAGAUUGGAGGAUGAUUCAAAGGCUAAAUUACUAUGUUUGUUUUCACGGGGCGAUAAAAUACAGGAAUUAAAUCCUAAAGAGGCAAAUGAUGUACUUCUACGGGCAUCCCCUAAGGACUGUAUAAGGAAAGUGAAUCAAAGCUUACCAAAUGUUGGAAAUCUCACUGACAGCAUACAAACAAUAACCGUAUAUCCACCACCACCUGCAAAAGGAGGAAUAGCUAUUAAUACCGAAGAUUACUUAUGCCUUGCCGAAGACCAAUUUUUAAAUGAUGUGAUUAUAGAUUUUUAUUUAAAAUAUUUAACUUUAGAGGUACUAUCAGAGUCCGAUCAACACAGGACUCAUGUGUUCAGUUCGUAUUUCUACAAACGCUUAACGAGCCCGCACGCCCAAGCUGCCGAAAGCAUCGUGCCAAUGACACCCGCUGCCAAACGACACGCUAGGGUGCAAAAGUGGACGAAAAAUGUCAAUAUAUUUGAGAAAGAUUUUGUCAUAAUUCCUAUCAAUGAACAUGCGCAUUGGUUUUUGGCUAUAAUUUGCUUUCCUGGGCUGGUCGGCAAAGUCUCUACGUGUGCUCCAAAACCUAACGGAGAUGAUGUUCAUAAGACUGCACAAAAGAGCAAGAAGAUGAAAGAAGGGAAAGCGAAAGCUGUGACGAUUGGCUCUACAACAAUAACUCCCGUGCCUGCAACUAUAACGAUAGACCCGGUGGAUGAUGGAUCUGAGAGGGAUGAAGCGGAAGGGGACGAUGAGGAAAUGGAAAUCGAUAGCGAUGAAGAGGACGAGAGUGAACAAUCUGAAGAAACUAAGCCUCAUCCCGACGUCAAAGUCGAGCAGAAGGAAAUUGUCAAAGUCCCCUGCAUAUUGAUAUUCGACUCGCUUGCUGGUGCUAGCAGAGCACGAGUGGUAGCAACAUUAAGAGAUUAUUUAACCUGCGAAUAUAUUGCCAAACUCGGUGUAGAAAAGACAUUUUCCAAGGAUACUAUUAAAGGCGCGUGUCCAAAAGUACCGCAGCAGUCGAAUUUCACAGAUUGCGGAAUGUACGUACUGCAGUACGUGGAAAGUUUCUUUAAGAAUCCGAUUACGGACUAUACAUUGCCAAUUAAAACGUUGAAGACGUGGUUUGAGGAAAUUGUCGUUACGAGAAAAAGAGAGGAACUAUCAAAAUUACUGAUCAAGUUGAUGAAUAACACUAGAGGAGAUAAGCUCAUUACUCUACCUACUGUCAACUUCCCUACACAAGACGGUAAAUUGAAACCCAAGAGUGAAAGUCCCGCUGAUGCGAAAGCUACGAAGCCGGAGCUGGAGAACAAGAGGAAGACUUCGUUAGACGCGGAGACGCGCAUUAGUAUGUCGAUAGUAGCGGAUAACGAAUCGAGUAACGAGUUCACUAGUAGAACUACUUAUCAGAUCAUUCCUUAUUCUACGUGCAUAAGUUCGAAUUCUGCUGAAAAUAAUUCAACGGAGAUGUUGACCGAGCAAAAGACUACGAGGAUAAUGCCUGGAUCAAUAGACUUGAUAGUAUCUACAGUGUACAUUGGAGUUACUAUUUGGAUGGCGUAUUGGCUACGGCUAUACGCGCUUUUUUACCUCCAUUCUUAUCCUCUCACAAAGAGGCUCGUCUUAGAAUUCAUAGCUACAGCAGAACUAUGUGGAGCAUGUUUUGAGCUCAUCAUAGUUGCGGACAAUUGGGGUGUAUGGAUGUACGCGCUUUAUUUGUUUCUACUAACGAUUUGGUGGUCGAUGCAUUGGGACGAGGCUUCAGCAUGUCCCUACACGCAUCUAGAAGACGUGGUCGCAGGUAAAAAGUCCCUCAUCAUCGCCUUCCUAACGAUAUGCGCGGAAUUGGCUGGCGGUCUCGCCGUAUUUAGAUACAUACGAAUGUUGUGGGCGUUCCAACUAGUUUCUACGCACAAGAACAGAGCUUACGGCGAUUGCAGUACGGAUUUACAGGUAUCCGCUAUAUUUGGAGCUAUUGUAGAAUGCAUUGCAACGUGCUUAUGCCGGGUAGUGUCUCGUGUAUUGGGCGAUUUAAAUCCGAGAUUCAGUACGGUCAUCGACGCCUUCGUAGGGACAUCUCUGGUAGUGGCAGCCUUUAAUUAUACCGGCGGUUACUUCAACCCCGCGCUGGCAUCUUCCCUUAAAUACGGUUGCCUGGGCACUUCGUCUAUGGAACACGUAAUAGUUUAUUGGAUCGGGUCAUGCCUCGGAUCUAUCAUCUCCUUGCGUGUAUACCGUAUGUCAUUCGUGCAAAAUUUCAUUCAAUUACAAGAAGAUGCUGUGUACUCUUAAAUAGGUCAGUUCACAGAAGGAUUGCAAGAGAAUUUAGGAAUUCAUUGUUCAAUUAAUUUAAUUAGUGCUUUCUGCUUCUUAAUAUUGUACAAAAAACCGCAAACGUACAAAUAAUGUGCCAAACGAUAGUGUUAUAUACAUUCCGAUUGCAAUUUUCGAAAAUAAUUGAACUUUCGCACAAUUCUGACUAUAUUUCAGAGAUAACAUAGGAAAUCGUUUCUCAAAAUGAGUAUAAACUGUGCGAAAAAGCAAUGAGACAGAACAGCGAACGCAAAAUUAAUUACAAUGUUUAUUACAAUUUAUCUUUGACGUAUAGUCUUGUGAAUGAAUCGGACUGAAGGCAUUUUCUCAUCUUUAACAAGUUUGCGUUUGCUAUCUCUGUUGUUUGUUCACUCAAUAUAUAUUCACUUCUGGACAUGCUUGAAAUUAUUGAAAUGUAUUGGUAAUUUAAGUUUUAAAGAAAUAUUAAAAAUAAAUUACGUUUUGAAAAU